GGCGAUUUGACUAAUUUUUCGUUUGAUUUUUAAUAGGUUAUUCUAGUUUCGAUAGAUUUUCUUGUUGUGUUUUUUUUUUGCCUUUACGAUUCCAUAUAGUUCGAUCUUAGUUUUUUUCUUUUCUUUUGGCUUUGUUUUAGUUGAGCAUCGGUGAUGAAUCCAUGAAAAAAUUGUUAUCCUUGCACUUUGAUUGUUAGUGAAGAUAAAAUUGGGGUUUUCAAUUCUGAGAUGCUUCUGUUUUCUUUUUCUUUAUCGUGUUUUGUUUUCGUGCGACUCAGUGAUCGAUUAUGUUUUCGUGUAUAGAUUGGAUCGAUGAUUUCUUAGUUUAUUAAACUGCGUUAUCUAUCUGCAAAUCUCUUAUAUGGGUUUGAAGAUAAACCAUAAAAAUCCUGAGAUCCCGUGUUUAUACUAGCACUUUUCGUUUUUUUUAUCAACGUGUAUUCAAGUCUGAUUUUGUUAAUGAUAGAAUCAGAUCAAUGAUGUCAAUUUUAAAACUGCGUUAUCUAUCUUAAUAUCUCCGAAACAGGAGUUGCAGAAAACUAUACAGAAAACGCUGAGAUCUGAUAGCCUAAUUCAACUGAUUUGUUUAUGAUAAAUAGAUCUUUGUUUUGUUUUUUGGUUUUGAUUCGCGAAAGCCUAAUUUGCAUUUGGUAAUCGUAGAUGUCGAGGAGUUAGACAUAUGGAAUGUGACAUAAUAGGUUUAUGACACGAACCCAUAGAUUAUGUAAAAUGAGAAAGUGCUGGUGGUGUAUUGGCUUCCUAGUUAACAAAUGUAUUUGCGAUGCGGGUCGAACAACCGAAUGUGUUACUUGAUGAGCCAACCCAAAUCCAAAGUAGUCCCUUAGUAAUCACAAAAUAAGAUAAUUAAGCGAAGAUAAUUAAGUUUAAGAUUGAAAUGAAGGUGUCUUAAUCAAUUCAAUGGAGUCCUUGUAUUAAUCACAAAAGUUUUAAAAUUAAGAUGAAUUCUGUUAUGCACGAGAAUAUAUAUCAUUAAAGACGAUUGAAGAUGGUUUAUCAUUAAAGACGAUUGAAGAUGGUUUAAUCAAUCAAAAGGAGUCCCAAUAUUAGUCACAAAAGUUUUGAAAUUAAGAUGAACUCUGUCAAUAAAGACUAACAUUGCAUUUCAUAAUUAAUUAUUUUUAAAUUUUUCAUUUUUUUUUAAUAAAGUAUGUUUAUUUCGAGAAAAAUAUAUAAUUACAUACGGAAAUAUAUAAAUUAUGUAAAAUGAUUUAUAUGUUAAGUCUGAUUUUUGUAAUUUACGUAUGAAAAAUAAACUGGAAAAUUCCAUUAUGUUUCAAGAUGACUUUAGUGAAAUUAUUAGGCCCAAUAUUAAUGUGGUUAAAAAGGUGGACAUCUCUAAAACUGGUAUAAUUCGGAAUUACUUUCAAUUAUGUCCCUUUGCGCAAGAAACAAAGAUUUGGCGUUACCGCCAAAACGAGAACUUAUCCCGGCAAAAUCGAAUUCAGUGACUCGAAAAUCUCCCGCUCUUUGUGGUUUUUCGAAUCUUAGUCGGAGCAAUGGUGAGGCCGAACAGAUCCAAAACUGCGGAGCGUGUAGGCAAGGGUAAAGUCACUCCGGUGCAGGUCGCUUACCUCGUCGAUCGAUACCUUUGCGAUAAUCGAUUCCUAGAGACCCGAUCCCUCUUCAGAUCUGAAGCUUCUUCCCUCAUCUCCAAAUCCCCUGUUCGUGAAGUUCCGAACAGUUUGAUACCUCUUGAUGACAUCUUGAACGAAUACAUUAGCCUCAAGGAGCAAAAAGUGGUGCUUGAUCAGGAGAAAGUUAGACUGGACCAGGAGAAAACCCGGGUUCAGAACCUAUUGAAUGGAAUGCAGAAUGUUAUGAACGUUUACAACUCCACCGCAGCAGCUCCUCCUCCGGCGAUCUCAUCGGCAGCUCCGGCGGCUAUGCAAGUGGUUGCCUCUACUUCUCAACCGAGCAACUUGGGCGUCUCUCCUUCAGACGGAACAGCUAAUCUUAUGCCAGCAUCAUUGCCAGGAAACAAGAGAGUUGGGAAUUUCACAGAGCCUUGUUGCAGUCAAUCUAUGAGCAAGAAGCGAAAGAGUCCUGAGGUUUCUGUAGGAGCUCCUUGUGUCUCUAAGAAAGGUCGUUUGUUCUACUUCCAAGUUUGUAUGAAAACGAUUCCACGACCUGGUAAGGCCGUUAACUACUUGACGUUUCAAACAUCAUCACCCGAAUUACAAACGCCGGUGGAUAACAGCGCAGCUAAUGAGUCAUCAAGUGUGGCAAAGUGUUUGUUUAGCAGACCAGAGAUGUCAACUCCGACCAACAAUUCAGCUGCUCUGAGGACACCACAAAAGCAAGUAUCUCCGCGUAGCGAUGUUUCUUCUGUCACUCCCCAGGAAGAAGUUUCUGCUGCAGUUGUUACCAAAGAGAGAAUCACAGUCAGCCCUCACAAACAAAUGGCUUCUUAUACAGUGGAAAGGAGCCAUAUGGUUUCUUCUUUUUCGCCGGUCAAGUCUAAUCUGAAGGUGUCGAGCAAAAGAGGUCACGUGAAAGGAAGGCUCAACUUCGAUGACACUGAAGCCACAAUGCAUUUCGACGAACCUGCCACUAGAGAUUUGGUUUCAACUUCUUCAUCUGGCUCCGAAGGAGAAGCUGGUUUGUUUGACUUGGAUUUCUCCAACAUAGAUAUUCUGAGUGAGAACUUUCCAUUUUCGGAGCUGCUAGUCGAUUUUGAUCUUGGUUGUGAAGCAACGCCAGACCCUUGUCUGCCACAACAACCCUCAAACUCCCUCAUAGAGACUCCUUCAGGGUCAUCUCCUGAAUCAAUGAACCGGAAUCUAGUGCCUGACCAGGUUGUAUCAGAGUAUACAUCAACAAUGACACAAGUGAUUCAAGGAAAAGACAUGAACACACAAGGAUCCGACUCCAUGACUACUGUAAAGUCCAUAACAAAAUGCCUAAGAAUCUUAAGUCCAGCCAAGAGUUGCAAUCAGAGAAGCCACAAUUGAGUGAUUUGAUCUACACUUCAGCUCCCAAAAUGAAAAAUGCAGAUCCUCUUCUCCUUGAUAUUUUCAUGGCUUUCAAUGUAAAGCAGAACCCUUUGAUGUAUUAUGUACUAUAUUGAAAGAUGUUUCUGAUACGAGUAAUCAUGCAUUAACAGAGUAUAGGACCAUAGGUAUAGUCUAUACCUGAAUGUUUUAUCAUUC
Thlaspi arvense is the source of this 3170-nucleotide messenger RNA. NCBI's taxonomy places the organism in Eukaryota, Viridiplantae, Streptophyta, Magnoliopsida, Brassicales, Brassicaceae. The record is from the annotation of a GenBank genome assembly.